AUGGCCACCCAGAAAACAAAAAGCGAAAUGACCGAGGCGGAGCUCCUCGCCCUCGAAGAGUCCGAAUUCCAGAACGGUCCUCUCUCCGUGCUGACACAGUCCGUGAAGAACAAUUCCCAGAUCUUAAUAAUGUGCAGGAACAACCGGAAGCUGUUAGCGCGAGUGAAGGCAUUCGACCGACACUGCAAUAUGGUUCUGGAGAACGUGAAGGAGAUGUGGACAGAGACGCCAAAGACAGGGAAGGGCCAGAAGAAGGCAAAGCCGAUUAAUAAGGACCGGUUCAUAUCUAAGCUGUUUUUGCGUGGGGAUUCAGUGGUCCUGGUCCUGCGAAACAUCACGGCGUGA
Molecule: messenger RNA, 345 nt
Organism: Fimicolochytrium jonesii
Lineage: Eukaryota; Fungi; Chytridiomycota; Chytridiomycetes; Spizellomycetales; Powellomycetaceae
Exons: 5
Coding region: 1-345 (114 amino acids)
Biological process (GO): RNA splicing; spliceosomal snRNP assembly
Cellular component (GO): U5 snRNP; U1 snRNP; U4/U6 x U5 tri-snRNP complex
Molecular function (GO): RNA binding
Source: RefSeq, a predicted model, not a curated record